This is a messenger RNA of Suillus clintonianus, 882 nucleotides long. RefSeq lists its product as uncharacterized. The record is from RefSeq and is a predicted model, not a curated record. The transcript has 6 exons. The annotation marks the transcript as partial. NCBI's taxonomy places the organism in Eukaryota, Fungi, Basidiomycota, Agaricomycetes, Boletales, Suillaceae.
AUGUCGUCCUACACCCCACAGACGAAUCUGAGCAUCGAAAGAUUUCGCCUUGAUGGAAUGAUGCUUUUGUGUGUAUGCUAUGGCAUAUUCUUUAUCCUUACGAUGCAAGCCUUAACUGCUCUCAUGCAACGGCCUCGAUAUGGGGGGAAGAUUGCAGAUCAUCGCCACGCGCUUCUUUUCUACGUCUUCAUCACUUUCGUAUUGGGCUCGAUAAGCUUUGGUGUGAACGCAAAGUACACGGAGAUAAUUUGGAUAGACGAUCGUGACGCGCCUGGCGGUCCGCUCGCGCUAAUCGAGGGCUACAUGAGUAAUCGCAUGAACGUUCUGGCACUUGUAGCUGGUCACAUUGAGGAGUGGUUCAUGCAAGCUCUGCUCCUCCACCGAUGUUUUGUGAUAUGGAAUUGGUCAAGAUGGGUAAUGGUCCCGAUGAUCACACUCUAUGUUGCCAUGAUCGCGUUGUCUAUCAUAGUCCUGACCGAGGCGAGCACCGGUGUUGUGUUUUACAACAUCGUCAUGGAGCUUGCCUACCUCUGUGUCGAAGUAGGGCUCACCGUCAUUUAUACCGUUCUCGUGACAAAUCGUUUGCUCACCAUGCGAGGGCGUAUGAGGCAGGUUAUAGCCCAGUAUGAUUCAAGCACAUAUGAUACCAUUGUCAUCAUGGUCAUCGAGUCUGCAGCGUUAUACACCGUCUUCGCUCUUGUUUUCAUAAUUGCAUUUGGUAUGCAUUGUAACGGUCUCACCACUCUAUCCUUCCUGUCUAUUGGCAAAAUCCAGGGCAUUGCCCAAUUGUUCAUCAUCAUCCGUGUUGCACGGGGGCGGGCAAUUACACACGAAUGGUCGACCCGAGCUACUGCAAUGCCUACAGCCAUAGCAUUUAACUCA